AUGCCGAGGUCUUUCAAAGCUGGAACAAAUGGUUGCAAUCGCACUCCUUUUAAUAAGGAGAAGGAUAAGGAGUCAAAGAAGAAGUUGAUUGAUGGGAAUAAAGAUGUGGAUCCUCAGCUAUGGCAUGCCAUUGCUGGAGGAAUGGUGAAAAUUCCACAAGUUAACUCUAAGAUCUUCUACUUUCCUCAAGGUCAUGCCGAGCAUGCCUAUCAACCUGUCACUUUUCCUGCCGACUUCAUAAUUCCAUCAGAAAUUCCAUGUAGAGUCGCAGCUAUCCGUUACAGGGCUGAUCCUGACACAGAUGAAGUGUAUGCAAAACUCAGCCUUGUUCCUCUGCAGAUUAGUGAGGCUAAUUUCGAUGAUGACGACGCCGCUGGCAUCGAUAACAUGUCUGAAACUAAUAAUAGAUAUCGGUCUUACACGAAAACCUUGACACAAUCUGAUGCAAACAAUGGUAGUGGAUUCUCUUGUCCUAAGUAUUGUGCCGAAUCGCUUUUUCCUCCAUUAGACUAUUCAGGUAUGUUUCCUUCUCAAGAUAUUUAUCCCAUGGAUGUGCAUGGAGAAACAUGGAGAUUCAUACAUGCUUACAGAGGCAUGCCGAAGAGGCAUCUGUUAACAACUGGGUGGAGUCAUUUUGUGACUGAUAAGCUACUUGUUUCGGGGGAUUCACUUGUGUUUGUCAGAGAUGAACACAGUGAUCUCCAUGUUGGAAUACGAAGGUCUAAAAAACGAAACGAUGGUGGAUUUAACUUUUCAUCAAGGAGGAAACUUGGUAUUGAAACUGGAAUUUGUCUUAGACCAUCAUACGAUAGACAUCUUACUUCGUCUUUUGGAGAGUUGAGAAUAAGUGAUAAGGUGAUGGGAAUUGGUAAAGUGAAGGCUGAACAUGUUAUUGAAGCCGUAAGACUUGGUGUCAAUAUGCAACCAUUUGAUGUGGUCUACUAUCCUAGGGUUGGUACUCCCGAGUUUUUUGUGAAAACCUCUUUAAUUAAAACAGCACGUCAGAUUAGGUGGUGUUGUGGAAUGAGGUUCAAGAUGGCCGUGGAAACUGAAGACUCUUCAAAGACACAUUCGUUUAUGGGAACAAUUUCUUCUGUUCAAGCUGCUGAUCCAGCAUGGCCUGACUCUCUUUGGAGACUUCUGCAGGUUACAUGGGACAAAACUGAUUUACUUACAAAUACCAAGAUGCUGAAUCCGUGGGAAGUCGAAUUAGUAUCGGACAUGCCUUUGUUCCCUUUUCCCCCUUUCUUUCCAUCAAGUAAGAAACUGAGAUCGACGCAACACCCAAGUUUCUCCAUGGAUGGCCAAUUAUCAAUGCCAACUUUUUCGAAUGUUCCAGUUACUAGUACUGCAGGCAUGCAGGGAGCCAGGCGUGAUGAUUUUAGUUUCCCCAAAUCAUUGUUUCCAACCAUCGAACAAAUUCCAUUAGAAGUCUUUAUGUCUCAUUUCCAACCAUCAUUUAAUCACGAUGCCUCAACAUCCACUACUGUCAAUAGCACGAUAUUACAAAAGGAGAGCAACAGUGAGAAUGUUUCAAGCUCGAUAUUAGACAAAUUGGAUCAUGCGAAGCCGAAAGAGUUGGUGCUUUUUGGCCAAACAAUACUUCAUGCGAAGCCAAAAGUAUUGGUGUUUUUUGGCCAAAAAAUACAAAUUGAGUCGAGAAAUGGAAAUGCCGAGGAGAAAAUAACUAAUUAUCCUUCUGGUUCUCCUCUAUAA
Lathyrus sativus (Indian pea) is the source of this 1716-nucleotide messenger RNA. Lineage: Eukaryota; Viridiplantae; Streptophyta; Magnoliopsida; Fabales; Fabaceae. The record is from the annotation of a GenBank genome assembly.